Molecule: messenger RNA, 1660 nt
Organism: Dermacentor albipictus
Lineage: Eukaryota; Metazoa; Arthropoda; Arachnida; Ixodida; Ixodidae
Product: BET1-like protein
Biological process (GO): retrograde transport, endosome to Golgi; regulation of retrograde vesicle-mediated transport, Golgi to ER
Cellular component (GO): SNARE complex
Molecular function (GO): SNAP receptor activity
Source: RefSeq, a predicted model, not a curated record
UUCCUCGAUGACAUUCUGUACUACUACUAAUAGGUGCUCUCUGGUACUACCAUGUGCACAUCAAGCCAGGAAUCACAUCUUUUCCCAUCAUUUUACCGUCAAUGUUGCAACCUUCUUUAAUUUUCUUUCUCUUUUAUUAUUGUCUUCGUGGAAGCUACAAGAAGCGGCAUCCACAUCGCGUCCGUCAUCCGCUGACGAAUACAAAAUGGCGAAUUGUGAAGGUGCGUCGUCGUUGCGAUGAGCCCUUACGCACCAUCUUUUUUACGUAGGGUCAAACUGAAAGCGGUCCUCACCCGCAGUUAGAGCAUUCAGCUACCGUGGGAACAGAAGGAGCGCUUCGAACAGCUGAAGAGGAGGCAGCGCAGACCCUGUCCCUCGAAAUCCGAACAAUGGAGGAAGAACGGCUUGAAACGGAAAACCGGCGCUUGGCUGACCAACUGUCCAAUCAGGUGUCUCAUCUCAAGAGUCUGGCCUAUGACAUCGAACUGGAGACCAAAGAACACAACCGCCUACUUGGAGGACUCGGCUGGGACUUUGAUGGAUCUCAAGGCAUUCUCUCGGGCAGCAUGGGCCGUGUGAACAAGAUGCUCAAGUCCAACAGGUCCAACCGUCGGCUCAUGUGCUAUGUGAUUCUUGGAGUGGUGGCGUUGGUGCUGCUUGGCUACACACUUGCCGUCAGGGCGACUCGUCAAUGAUGUUACCCAAGCAACGCAAAGGAUGUGCAGAUGCAUAAAUUUCACAUGAACAAAAAGAAUGCUCUGUCCUGACACCUAGUGGGUCAUCUGUACAGUGCUGAUGUGCUGUGGCAGCCACUUUUUGUUGUACUCUGUUUUGGAGUGUAUUAAGGGUUGCCAGGUGUGCUGAUUUUCAUCUCGGCACUUACUUUUGAUUACCUUUGAGUUGUGUUAGCUACAACAUGCUUUACUACUUUUUAAAAACAAGAUCAGGUACAGUUGAACCAGAAAGAAGUCGCAGUCAACAUGAAAAUGGCUUCAUUAUAGCCUAUAUUCAUUAUAAGCAUAUAUUUGUUGUAGGCUGAUUGAUAUCAGAGAGCAGCCUUUUAUAAUUACUGCAUUAUAUUGAAUAAUUUCCUGUAUCCAUGUUAUAUCGAGGUUUGAUGGUAUCACAGCGGUACCAUAAUAUUUUGGUAGCAACGAAACUGCUCAUGAGCAGUCAUGGAUUGUGUAUACAGUAUGCAUUCAGCUACUUGUCUCAUUUUAGAGCACAACUCUCAGGCGCCUGUUCCUGGGUUGAACGUCAGCGUCCCUCGGCGUAACCGAGCGAAUGCGCUCGUGCCACUGCUCGUGCUUUCGUUGUCUUCUACUACAGCUGGCUUCAACGCUGCUCAUCACGCCAGCGUUCCCACACUGUCCCUCCCUCUGUGAAGGCGCUGACGGCACCGGCUCACUGCCAGUUGGUACGGUGAUUUUGGUCUCAAAUUGUUUGCCUCAAUAUACUGCGAAAUGAAAACACGUGUCGAGCUGCACUCCAAUUUCGCAUGAGGGAGUAUCAUAAUUGUUGGACACUUUUUUGUUUUUCGUGAUGUUGAAGGGAAUUCCGAGGUCAUCAUUUGAACAUGUCUUUUAAAUCCACGUAAAGGAGCAUGGAGUAUGGGUUCCUUAUAGCAUCAUUAAAUAAUUAUUUGGCUGCUUUUCUCUGA